This is a messenger RNA of Fukomys damarensis (Damara mole-rat), 4842 nucleotides long. RefSeq names its product sperm antigen with calponin homology and coiled-coil domains 1 (gene Specc1). The record is from RefSeq and is a predicted model, not a curated record. The transcript has 13 exons. NCBI's taxonomy places the organism in Eukaryota, Metazoa, Chordata, Mammalia, Rodentia, Bathyergidae. Gene Ontology annotation, cellular component: filamentous actin; microtubule organizing center. Bases 18 to 2963 code for a protein of 981 amino acids. Gene Ontology annotation, molecular function: protein binding. Gene Ontology annotation, biological process: actin cytoskeleton organization.
AAAAGUUUGAAUUAGUGAUGCUCAAGCCUGUGCUAGGAGUAACUGUGGCUGUUCCAACAACCAAACGGACAGGCAUCCCAACUCCCCGGGAACUCUCAGUAACUGUCUCAAGAGAGAGAUCUGUGCCACGAGGUCCCUCCAACCCAAGGAAAUCAGGGUCCAGUCCAACUUCAUCCUGCACUCACACCCCUACUAAGCACCUGAGGACCACUUCUGCAAAACUAAAGCAAGAGAAUGAAGCGGGAGAGAAGGCUGUGCUUGAAUCCCGAGUUCGGGAACUUCUAGCAGAAGCCAAAGCCAAAGAUAGUGAAAUCAACAGGCUUCGAAGUGAACUAAAGAAAUGCAAGGAAAGAAGGGCCCUGAGCACUGAGGGGACUGAUGCCGCAGACCCAAGUUCAGAUGGAACAUCAUUUCCACCAGGAAACACAGAACCUUUGAUAAGAACCCUUGAAGAGAAGAACAAGACCUUUCAGAAUGAGCUUGCUGACCUAGAAGAUAACCGGAUCUUAAAGGAAAAACUGACUUACCUUGAGCAGUCACCAAAUUCAGAAGGGGCAGCAAGUCACACUGGUGACAGCAGCUGCCCAACAUCUAUAACCCAAGAGUCAAGCUUUGGAAGCCCAACUGGAAAUGAACUGUCAAGUGAAAUUGAUGAGUAUAAGAAAAACACAUAUGGAAAUACAUUACGGACAUCUGGUUCUUCAAGCAGUGAUGUCACCAAAGCUUCUUUGUCACCAGAUGCCUCAGAUUUUGAGCACAUCACCACUGACACCCCGUCUCGGACCCUGUCCUCCACAAGCAACCCUUUUAAGAACUCCAAGUGUUCAACCACAGGGAGUUCUCCAAACAAUGUAAGUGAGCUGUCCCUUGCUUCCCUUACAGAAAAGAUACAGAAGAUGGAAGAGAAUCACCACAGCACUGCAGAGGAGCUACAGGCCACUCUACAAGAGUUAUCAGAUCAGCAACAAAUGGUGCAGGAACUGACAGCUGAGAAUGAGAAGCUGGUGGAUGAGAAGACUAUUUUAGAAUCGUCCUUCCACCAACAUCGAGAAAGGGCAGAGCAGCUAAGUCAAGAAAAUGAGAAACUGAUAAACCUUUUACAAGAGCGAGUGAAGAAUGAUGAGCCCAGUGCCCAAGAAGGGAAAAUCCUUGAUUUAGAACAGAGAUGCACAGAUAUUCUUGAGAAAAGCCGCUUUGAAAGAGAGAAACUGCUCAACAUUCAGCAGCAGUUGACCUGUAGCUUACGGAAGGUUGAAGAAGAAAACCAAGGAGCUUUGAAUAUGAUCAAGCACCUGAAAGAAGAAAAUGAAAAACUGAAUGGGUUUCUAGAAUUAGAGCGGUGUAACAGUAAUGUGAUGACCAAAACUUUGGAAGAAUGUAGAGUUACCUUGGAAGGCUUGAAGAUAGAGAAUGGGUCCUUGAAGGCUCAUCUGGAAGGUGAGAAGCAAAAAGCCACAGAGACCAGUAGUAACUUGGGGCAGACAACAGAGAACUGUGAACUUCAGGAAAUGUUGAAAGUAGCUCGAGCUGAGAAAGAUCAGCUGGAACUGUCUUGCACUGAGCUCAGACAGGAAUUGCUAAAAGCAAAUGGUGAAAUUAAACACAUUUCAAGCCUGCUAGCUAAGAUGGAAAAAGAUUAUUCUUACCUGAAGGAAAUCUGUGAUCAUCAAGCAGAACAGCUGAGCAAAACCAGCCUAAAACUGCAAGAGAAAGCAUCAGAGAGUGAUGCAGAGAUUAAAGACAUGAAAGAAACCAUAUUUGAAUUGGAAGAUCAGGUGGAACAACACCGAGCUGUCAAGUUACACAACAAUCAGCUCAUUAGUGAGCUAGAGAGUAGUGUGAUCAAGCUGGAAGAGCAGAAGUCAGACCUGGAACGGCAGCUAAAGACCCUGACAAAACAGAUAAAGGAGGAAACUGAGGAAUGGAGGCGGUUCCAGGCAGACCUGCAGACUGCAGUGGUGGUGGCCAAUGACAUCAAAUGUGAGGCUCAGCAGGAGCUACGCACUGUGAAGAGGAGGCUGUUGGAAGAGGAGGAGAAGAAUGCCAGGCUACAGAAGGAGCUGGGGGACAUACAGGGCCACAGCAGACCUGAGAAUGAAGAGCCUGAGCCAUCGGAGGUCAACACUGCUGGCCGGUGGCAUGGUGUCUAUGUCAGCAGAACAUCUCCAGCACCUGCAGAGUCUGCAACCACUGUUAAGUCACUGAUCAAGUCAUUUGACUUGGGACACCCAGGUGGAACUGGGCAGAAUAUUUCCAUCCAUAAGGCCCCCAGAAGUCUGCUAAGUGGAAUACCAGUGAGGACCACCCCAGCAGCUGCUGUAUCUCCCAUGCAGAGGCAUUCAACUUAUAGCAGCCUUCGGCCAGCCAGCAAAGGCAUGACUCAACGCUUGGAUAUCCCAGACCUUCCUCUCUCAGGUGACUAUGUCUUUGCUACAGAUCUUCUGAAGGGGAGGACUGAGGACCUGAAGCCAGACCCUUACCUCCGAAAGAGUCCUUCACUGGAGUCACUAAGCAGACCCCCCUCCCUGGGCUUUGGGAGCACCAGACUACUGAGUGCCUCCACUGGGGGGUUGAAACCACCGAGCAAACUCAGUGUGGAAAGAAGAGACCCUCUGGCAGCCUUAGCCCGGGAAUAUGGUGGCUCCAAACGCAAUGCACUAUUGAAAUGGUGCCAGAAGAAGACAGAAGGUUAUGCGAACAUUGACAUCACCAAUUUCAGCAGUAGUUGGAGUGAUGGCCUGGCCUUCUGUGCUCUGCUCCACACCUACCUGCCUGCCCACAUCCCUUACCAGGAAUUGAACAGUCAGGAAAAAAAGAGGAAUCUGUUGUUGGCGUUUGAAGCAGCGGAAAGUGUAGGCAUCAAACCCAGCCUGGAGCUCAGUGAGAUGCUAUACACAGACCGGCCUGACUGGCAGAGCGUGAUGCAGUAUGUGGCCCAGAUCUACAAGUACUUUGAGACGUAAACCCAGGGGCCUGAAAUCAGCCACUGCCAUCUGCGUAUGUCCUGGAAGCACCUGGUCACUGUCCAGUGACCCAGCUCUGUCUGCUGCCCAGCCGUCUGGAUUUCCAAGGAAGGCUCAAGUCAAAUGGAUCAACACUCAAAUAAGAAACAGAGGCUGGUUUCACCAUGUCACUAUUGCAAAUGCAAAUGCCAUUGGAGGAUAAGUUGGGGAGUUUUUGCUCUUGUGGAAGGUUCUGCAGAAGAUGCCUCCCUCUUUCUAGACCAAGAUCCCCUACCUGGGCACAUUUCUGUGAGAACCCACAACAGUAUUGCCAAUCCCAUUUGAUGGCUUGAUGUAUAAUCUGCACAGAGAUUCAUGACAAACAGCACCUCCAAGCUAGUCUUUUUUUUUGUUUUUUCACUAAAAAAAAAAAAUGUAACUCUUGCUUUUAUAAAAACUUUGCCCUUGCCACCCCCUCAAAGAAAAACCCAAUACCCCACAAAACACAAAAAAUCUUUUAUUCAGAGCAGCCUGGAAACAUGUUGGCCUUGCUCUUUGGGGGAAAUAUGAUCAAGUUCAAGUAGCAAUUUUAACACCUAGAACUUGAUUACAUUUUUAGGUCCCACAGUCUCUUAUUUGAGUCUUUGGAUGUGCAAAGGAGCCCCAGGUUCCUUGCUGAAUGGUCCCUGUGAGAUGCUCUCAGCAGGAAGUGUGUGUAGUGUGUGGUUCACAGGGCCAGAAGGGAAACCCCAGGAACUGUCUGCAGUGGCUUUUUUCCUUCCACUUUUUAAGACUCCCAUUCAUACCCACACGUUUGUUCCACAUGUAGAACCUGACCAACGGCCACUUGUGUGUGUGAAAUAUCCUGUGUCUGUUGUGAUCCUCACUCAUUUGCAUAAUUCCCUUUGUUGGAAGCCUGAGAAAGGUAAAGGAUGUGUAUCUGGGGAUUCUGGCCAGACAGCAAAUCUAAACAACAUUUUAGCUCUUGACAAACACAGUUUUUGGUACUUCAUUUGGCCUUUCACAUUUGCAUGGCAAAAAGAAGCCCUUAAGGGUGGGCAAGGCUGGCUCCAUUUGUAACUCAACACAGUUUUCCCUGAUACUCUACUAGUUUCCCUAAGUAGCAGCAGGACCUUCCCCAGAGUGCUCGGCCCGGGUGUCUGACUGCUGGCUCUCUCGUAUUCUCCUUGGGCAAAGAAAUGUGCAUUCAUAGCAGAUGAGGAUGCCUGUCUCACAGGUAGUUGGGGUAAAUGCCCACCACUUGCUGUUUUAAGUGCCAAAUAGCAUUGUGUUCAUGCCUGUCUGACAAAAAGUCAUAUGAAUAAAUCCUUAGAUUUACAAUUACUGCCAAAAUUAUUUGAAGUGAAUCUCUGUUGGCCUGAGCCACAUGUUCAGAGCCAGGUCUAGGGGCUGCAGUUUCGGACCCUGUGCUGAGAAUCACAUGGGCUUUGUCCUCUCCUCCAGGCUAGCUCUUGGCAGAGGUGGCAGCCGGGCCCUGCUGGGCAGGCCAGCCCUGAUUCUCAAGCUGCUUCAACUGAUGCAGGGCUACAGCCUCUGCUUUCCAGCUAUGUCUGUCGUUUUCAGCUCUGACUCAGUGUCUGAAUCCGGUGGAGAGCUAGAAACCAUGAGCCUGACCUGCCCAGUCAGGUGAGUCUGAGUAUCUGUACAAUCUGUACAUGCUCAGAGUGCUCUGGGAUGCUGGUGCAAGCCACACAGAGGGGAGACUGUCUUUCCUGGGCAGCCCUGUGGCACUAGAGUAGCAGAAGCUACUGAGCAGCUUUUUUGGGGACCAGUAUUAAUUAUGUAACUGGCCCCUUUGUUUUCACAGAGAAGACUCAUUUGAAACAAACGUAGCUUGUUCCUUCCUGAUGAAUGUAUCCAAAUGAGAGUGUUACCUGUG